This is a messenger RNA of Rhopilema esculentum, 3225 nucleotides long. Its product is annotated as cholinephosphotransferase 1. Lineage: Eukaryota; Metazoa; Cnidaria; Scyphozoa; Rhizostomeae; Rhizostomatidae. The record is from RefSeq and is a predicted model, not a curated record. Gene Ontology annotation, cellular component: Golgi apparatus; endoplasmic reticulum membrane. Gene Ontology annotation, molecular function: diacylglycerol cholinephosphotransferase activity; ethanolaminephosphotransferase activity. Gene Ontology annotation, biological process: phosphatidylethanolamine biosynthetic process.
CAUUGUUCACUUCUCAACAAACCGUACCAGCAGACCGUACCAUUAGUGCAGAGGAAAGGUGCUGUCAAAAGUAAGAAGUAAACAUGAUGGGUGAUUCAAAUGUACUUGGCAAAACCCAACUUCAGAAGCUUUUAGAGCACAAGUAUAGUGCGCAAGGCACAUCAAUAGCUGAGGUUUAUCUACAGCCAUUUUGGCGAUAUGUCGUGGAGUUUAUGCCCCUUUGGUUGGCCCCAAACACAAUAACAACAUUGGGUCUGGCUGUCAACAUUAUAACAUCGGCAUUGAUCAUGUAUAUUUGUCCACUUGCUGUAGGCGAGAUAUGCCCUUCUGCACUGAUUUGUUGCUGUGCUGGUUUGCUUAUCUAUCAAACUUUGGAUGCUAUUGAUGGAAAACAAGCAAGGCGAACUGGAAGUAGCUCUCCACUUGGAGAAUUAUUUGAUCAUGGAUGUGAUUCAUUAUCAGUUGUGUUUGUCUCUUUGGCGAUGGCUUGUACUCUAAAUCUUGGCAAAUAUCCACAUUUCUUGUUUUUCUUCUUUUUCAAUAACUCAGUCAUAUUCUACCUUGCACAUUGGCAAACAUAUGUUACUGGAAUACUUGUAUUUGGAAGAGUUGAUGUAACAGAGGUUCAGAUACUUGGGUGUGGAGCAUUUAUACUAACUGCUAUUUUUGGAGUCCAACUUUGGAGCUACGAGGUCACAAUCCUUGGGGCAAACCUAUCUUUAGCACAACUUGCUGUUAUAUUUGCAGCUUUAAACAGCUUUUACUACAUGCUGAAUUCAUUCUCAAAAAUCUUAGCUGGUGGAGUUGGUAAAAAUAAAUCUACUGUUUCUGAUACCAGUGUUUUAUCUCCAGCGAUUCCCCUUGGCAUUGUGUUGGCCUGUGCUUUCUAUGUAUAUAAACAUUCUGAACUGAAUUUGUUCCAAACAGCACCAUGCCUUGUAGAUUUAAUGUAUGGUAUAACCAUUGCAAAGCUGACUUGUAAAUUAGUGAUUGCUACAAUGACAAAACACCCAUUGGAAAUGAUAGACAGCUGCAUGCUUGGACCAGCUGCUCUGAGCUUCAUCAUUUACUUUUCUCUUCCAGUCUCUGAAUGGCAUGCUUUGCUUGCUGUGUUGGCCUUUGAAUGUCUUAAUAUGGCAAUAUUUUGUACCAAAGUUUGCGUAGAAAUCAGCAGUUUUCUUGGCAUCGACGUUUUCCAUAUCAAAGAGAAGAAAGCUCAUUAGAAAUAAUGAUCAGGUUUUGGAGCCGGUCACUCAAAAUUCGUCUUUAUGGAAACAUUCUGCUGGAAAUAUUUGCAUUUAUGUGAAAUACAAACAGAAGUGAAUGAUACGUUUUAUUCCCAAUUGAGUUGAUUUGCAUUGUGAAAUAAAUUGUAAAAUUGAUUUUAAACGCUUUGAGUUUGUUUAGGAUUAAGCUGCUAGAGACAAUAUACCUAAUGGGAUAUUUUGUAUUCCAACAUUAAUAGGAUUUUAGAAUAGCCAAUUUCCGCUAGGGUAUUUUUUUCUACUGCUAGAUAACUCGUUUUAUUUAGAGCAGGGCUGUCAAGGUCAAACAAGCUCAAUUACUAGAAUUAAACUAGGCUCAACGCAUUUGCAAAAUGGAAUAAUUGUUCACUGAAAAAUCCAAGCACGACUAUGAUUUCAAACAUUGAUUUAUGAUAUCAGAGUUUUGUCACUAAUUUUGAUAGAAAAUUGUCUAAGGAGAAACUAAUAAAGUAAUAGCAUUUAAUUAAGUAAAUACAAUUUUUUACUUCUACUCGAAAGACACACAUAAUUGUGUUAACUGUGUCGCACGAGUAUUGAGUUUGACGUCCCUGCUUUAGAGCUGAAAGAAGGCUUAUUGAUGCUCUGCUGUUUUCGAAUUUUUAUUGAAAAUUUAGAUAUUUUUUAUUUUGCAUUCAAUGGCAACCAUUCACAUUUGUGGCACUGAAUCCGGCUCCGUGUGUUUAGAAAAGGAGAGAAGUUUAAGCAGAUAAAUUCUAAAGCCAUAACCGUUUACACAAAAUUAACUUCCCUUGUUUACUUCAUUGAUCAAAAUCUUAACUGAGAAAUUGACUUACAUUGACCAAAAACGAGCAGAAUACCAAAGCCAUAUUACAAGUAGAAUGUCCCCGUUCUAUUCACGUUAUUUUAAUCCUGCACUCCUGAGAUUUCUACAGGCUACAUUUAUUAUUAGCUAUUGCAUAGUUAGAUUAAUUUUAAAGCAUUAACUAGGUUUUCUCAAAAGAUUUUUAAAUACUUAAGAAUCCUAGGAAUUGUUUGAAGUCGGAGCAGUUGGCACUCCUGUGUAACAUACCCGGUGAAAACCGUCCCCGGUUAGAAAUUUCCCCGCCGGAAUGUCCCCUUUGGAGCAAUCGAAUAAUCCAUGCCUUUUUCUACUUACCCGCGUUCCAAGCAAGUGGAAAUGUUUUGUCCCAAGUAUAUCUUAAAUUCCCUUUUUUGCACCAUACCCCAUCCCCUGCUAGCCAAAGACAAAUUUUACUGCCUCUGCCGUUUUUGCCUGCCAUUUCCCGUUAAGAAAAAGCUUGCUUGGCAUGUCAUGCAGGGAUGUUAUAAUGCAAAAGACUGUAGCAUCUAGUGCCUUUGAAGGAUAUUGAGUCAUUUUGGAGACUUGAGACAGGCGAGCUAUGCAUGGUUACAUUUGCAUAAAUUCACCUGCCUUGUCGCAUUCUAGUGCGUAGAUUUUUGCUUGCUUAGUACAGAAAUCGGAGACUAAUAUUCGUUGCAUCGCGGCCUUGACCCUUUCUACAGCGCACCAUAAAUUUUUGCGAUUGUUUUCUUUGGAUUUCUGUCUCCUGAUUCCUGUUCACGCCGCCUGCAUCUUUCCAUUGGAAUUUCAAGUGGUAUAAAGUUUCUGUAAUGCAACUUCUAAAUUUGUCCAUCAGCAGUUAUUGUUUAUAAAGAAAAUUUUAACAAUUACAAUCAAGGUUUUAUGCUUUGUUUGACGCGAAUGGUGGCUUUGACUCAUUUUACGCGGCUUUUAGAGUUUGCCCCCUCCCCUUACAUUGUAACAGGUUCAUUCUUCUAUCACAUGUAGCAUCUGGGAAUGUGCGUUUUAUCAAAAUUAGGCAUACAAGUUACAUAACACAACGUGCUGUUUUCACGCUUCUGGCACAUUUUUAAAAGUAAUAUAUAACCUCUACUGUUUUGUUGCAAGAUUAAUAACAGUUGCUGUAGAGUCUUGUAGUUGAUAAUGUCUUUAUUUAGUAAAGAAUAAUGUCGUUCA